CCCUCUGCGCAGACCAGUUUUUGGUUGCAUCAUCAACAGUUCAUCAUCUGCAACUAUAUAUAUGCAUUCAUAUACGUGCGUCAAAUAUAUUAAUCAGCAGUCCUCAUUAACAUCGAAAAAGGUCGCUCAGACUUUUCAGCUCGAACUUCUCACACACAGGAACAGAGAGGGAAGAAGAAGAAGAAGAAGAGGAGACAGAUGGCUGUUGGGAUUUUGGAGGUUUCGCUGGUGAACGCGAAGAGCCUCAGCGACCACGAUUUCUUCAGUAAAAUGGAUCCAUAUGUCGUGAUCAAGUACAAGAAUCAAGAGCGCAAGAGCGGCGUGGCGCGAGAGGACGGAGGGAGCCCGACAUGGAACGAGAAGUUCAGCUUCAGGGUGGAGUACCCCGGGGACGGCAAUCAGUGCAAGCUCACUCUCACGAUAAUGGACAAGGACACUUUCACCGCAGAUGACUUUGUCGGCGAGGCAACGAUAUUCGUGGAGGACUUGCUGGCAUUAGGAGUCGAACAGGGAAGUGCUCAACUGCAUCCUACCAAGUACCGUGUGAUUGGAGCCAAUCAGAAUUACUGCGGUGAGAUCCAAGUCGGAGUCUCCUUCCACCUGAAGGAGGAGGAGGAAUACCGUGAACAGGAGUUCGGAGGAUGGAAGCAGAGUGAAUUUUAAAUCACUCGAGUUGAAUGACUCAACCCGUUUUCGCCAAUUUGUGUGUAGUUCAUUAGAACCUGCGAUCGAUCAGCGGUUACUUCUCGUGAUUUCGGCCACAUGUCUUUUCCAACUUCUGUUUGGGCAAAGAAUGCUACGAUUCCGUUAACAGGUUACCUGAAUUAGAUUUCCCACGCAUCACUUUUUCAUGAAAAUUGGAUCUUCCAUCUCAAAA
Punica granatum (pomegranate) is the source of this 877-nucleotide messenger RNA. NCBI's taxonomy places the organism in Eukaryota, Viridiplantae, Streptophyta, Magnoliopsida, Myrtales, Lythraceae. The record is from RefSeq and is a predicted model, not a curated record.